Messenger RNA from Penicillium egyptiacum, 1698 nucleotides. The record is from the annotation of a GenBank genome assembly. Lineage: Eukaryota; Fungi; Ascomycota; Eurotiomycetes; Eurotiales; Aspergillaceae.
AUGGCCAACAGCGCCAUGCUGCCUCUUCUUGAGAAUCAUUGGGGUGGAGAAAACGCAUGGAGAAUGAAUCGCCUCCUUCGGUGCCCACUCUGGUUAUACAUCGACCUGCUCCAGGCAUGCGGUCACUGGUCCGACGUUUGGGGGGUUGCAGGACACGACCUGGCUUGGCGCAACACGCAGGCAUAUCGGGAGACCUCGAGAAGCUCGACACUGCGACUCACCCGCAGGCUUCACAGAGCUAUAUCGAACGUGAUUACACUACGCGAGAAUCUCAGGCUUCAUAUAUCGUCCACCGAGCGAUUUCAGGAAUACGCCCAGAAGAAGCGGUAUCCGUCGUUGCCGAUGCCGAUGGCAGAUGAUUACCAGGUCGCGCUGAGCGAAAGAACUGCCGAGUUACUUCAGGAUCUUCAUCAUCACUGGGCAACUUCAGAGGUUAUUCUGGAGCAGUUCAAGAGUCUGAUGAGCUUGGUCUUCAACACGGAAACGGUGGCACAAGGACAAGCAGUCGCCCGUCUCAAUCUGCUCGCUUUUGCCUUUUUGCCUUUGUCAUUUGUAACUGGCAUAUUUGGGAUGACAACGUGGACAAUUUCUGCAAUCUGGUUCCCUCUCUGGGCAUUCGUUGCACUCAUUCUUCUCAUCAUAGCUGCAUACAUAGUGGGCAAAAUAUCGGUUGAAGACCGGGGAGGAUCAUCUUGGUUAUCACGUCUUCACUGGGGUCCUGCUCGGAGCCCUCGGGCAGACGUUGAAUCGCGGUCAGGUCCGAAGCCUCCUGCACCGGCGGGCAUGGCACCAACUGCAGUUUUUACAACCAAGAUGCCUCCGUCAGCCCUGGUACAGACUUCACUUCACCGAAUUGGCAGUUAUGGACGUAAUCGACGUGGAUCGCGGCGGGAGAAAAGACAGGUCCAACGUGCUGAGCGACAACCCGAUGUUAUUAUUCCUCCCCAUAGCCGGCCACGUCACUCUCUACCGACCGGUCACCCUCCAUCUGCGGACUCAGUAUCGUCUGACAUGGCAGACGAAAAUUCCCGAGAUGAAUUCAGCACCGAACUGGACGAGACCUCUGCUACCUCUCCUCCUGCGCUUCCUAAAGCAAGAACUGUAUCAGACAGACAUUCCGCUGUUGAAAUAAAUCACCUGCAUUAUGUAACCAGCGCAGAAAGAUCUGGUGUGAAAAGACAUGUGGCGUUCGAGGAGUACAGACGACCUAGCGCUCAAGUGGCGAGGAAAUCGCACAGAAGACACCAAGAAAGACAGGGUAUAGCAUACGAUCCUUACACUGAGACAGCAGAGGUGUACGAUACGGAGAUACUACGUCCAGUGGAGCACAGGUCGAUACAUUGCCAAAGCGUGCAUGUAAGUGCCAAUGAGCCUGAAACGCCGAGCCCUUUUGAGGAAGUGCCUUCUGGACGAGACCGCACGCGUCCACAGACGGUUGAUCUGAGUACCAGAGAGACACUAGAGGAGAUAAAAAAGGGAAUGGCGAAAAGGGAAUUGGUACAAUUAGCACCUGAAUCUUAUGGCGCGUAUCGGGCGGGCGUGAGGUUGACUGAAGGGGUGGAUCGUGAGGACCUUUCGUCCUCCUCUCUGACGGCACCCGCGAAGUAUUCAAGGCGUCACAGGGUAAAGUCAAAGGGCAGGGAUACUUAUCAAACCGGGUUAGCUUUGGUUGAGAGAUCCCUGAGCAACGCCGAGUGA